UCCCGGCGGCAGUUGAUGAAAGACCACCUUGCUUAGCGACUAGCCUCGUGCAAUCCCGCUGAGCCUUCUGGGCCACGCCAACAGGUCCCUCUAGUCGCCGGCGAGAACUACUAGGCGACGAAUUCCAGCUUCGGCGACGGCCGGGCGAGGCCUUCUGGGUAACAGAGUUCACGCAAUGAGGUUGCUGCUGGAUCCGAGGGACGGGAGACUACAACUCCCAUGGUGAAACGAGCGGGACCGCCCCCUGGCACGAUGUGAGAUGUAGUUCGUUCUGCCCCAGCUUUUCGCUAGCUCGGGCUCGCUAGGGACUCUCAGAAUCGCAGAGUUGUCAUCUCGGCUGUAGCUAAACUGGAUGCCUCGUUUUUAUUUACAACGUCACUGAACCAAAACACGGGAGGACUCUUGAGCCUUUCCGGAACCCAGUGGAACGCGGGGGGGAGCGGGGGGGCAGGGAGAGGGUGGAGCCAGACAGUGACCCGGAAGCAGAAGUGGCCCUCGCAGGCAGAGUGCUGGAGAGCGGCAGCGGCGACCGGAGUGCUGGGAGCGUCAAUUUAUCCGUGUGCAGUCCCAAACUGGAAAGAAGAUGCUAAUUAAAGUGAAGACGCUGACCGGAAAGGAAAUUGAGAUUGACAUUGAACCUACAGAUAAGGUGGAGCGAAUCAAGGAGCGUGUGGAGGAGAAAGAGGGAAUCCCCCCACAGCAGCAGAGGCUCAUCUACAGUGGCAAACAGAUGAAUGAUGAGAAGACAGCAGCUGAUUACAAGAUUUUAGGUGGUUCAGUCCUCCACCUCGUGUUGGCUCUGAGAGGAGGAGGUGGUCCGAGGCAGUGAUGGACCCUCUAUUUUACCUCCUUACCCUGUCGCUCAUAAUGAGGCAUCAUAUAUCCUCUCACUCUCUGGGACGCCAGGGCCACUGCCCCCUCCCCUGGAUGCCCAGUAAUGUAUGUCUACUGGUGGGAGACUGUGAGGAUCCCAGGAUGCAGUAUUCCUGGCCCAGUGGGCCCUUGCUGACUAUUGGGUGUUAGUUUGCAGUCCUGUGUGCUUCCCUCUCUUAUGGCUGUGUCCCUGGUUGUCAAUAAAAUAUUUCCUGGCCUCCUGGAA
Saimiri boliviensis boliviensis (Bolivian squirrel monkey) is the source of this 1099-nucleotide messenger RNA. RefSeq names its product NEDD8 ubiquitin like modifier (gene NEDD8). Gene Ontology annotation, molecular function: protein binding. The record is from RefSeq and is a predicted model, not a curated record. Lineage: Eukaryota; Metazoa; Chordata; Mammalia; Primates; Cebidae.